Polyodon spathula (Mississippi paddlefish) is the source of this 2864-nucleotide messenger RNA. Its product is annotated as rhophilin-2-like. NCBI's taxonomy places the organism in Eukaryota, Metazoa, Chordata, Actinopteri, Acipenseriformes, Polyodontidae. The record is from RefSeq and is a predicted model, not a curated record. The transcript is spliced from 15 exons. Gene Ontology annotation, biological process: negative regulation of stress fiber assembly; signal transduction. The coding region runs from base 121 to 2169 and encodes 682 amino acids. Gene Ontology annotation, molecular function: protein binding.
UCUCAAGCGCUGUGAAACGUGUUGUCAGAGAAAAUAGUGUAACCUUCUGAAAAGCAGCACCUGGCACGCAAGGAGAAAAAUAACUUUGGUGAACGAUUUAUACGGCUAUAAACCGGAGUGAUGGAUACAAUACUAUCCAACGGACACAAGGAGAACAAUGUGGCUGCUAGUGGCUAUUUCAAAAAGGGCUGUAACCCCUUUGCACAGACGGGACGAAGCAAGCUGCAGAAUGACCGUGUCUCUCUGAACCAGCAGAUCAUUAAGGAGAUGCGAAUGAGGGCCGGUGCUGAAAACCUUCUGCGGGCAACCACAAACAAUAAGGUCCGGGAGAUGGCAGUGCUGGAGCUGAGCUAUGUCAACUCCAACCUGCAGCUUUUAAUGGAGCAUCUGGAAGGCCUCAACAGCUCUGUAGAAGUCUAUCAGAACGCAGAAGAGUCUUCCAGCCUUCCUCUAAUUGCUCUGGGUCUAAAAGAGACAAAAGAGGCAGAUUUUUCAGUUCCUUUUAAGGACUUUAUAUUGGAGCACUACAGUGAAGAUGGCUCAAAUUAUGAAGAUACAAUUGCAGAUCUUAUGGAUCUACGACAGGCCUGUCGAACUCCGAGCAGAAACGAAGCUGGCAUCGAUCUGCUGAGCAGCUAUUUCAGUCAGCUCAGUUUUGUGGAAAACAGAUUCUUCCCACCCAGCAGGCAGAUGGGGAUUUUCUUCACCUGGUACGACUCCUUCACAGGAGUGCCAGUAUGUCAGCAGAACAUCGCCUUGGAGAAAGCAAGCAUACUCUUCAACGUUGGAGCUCUCUACACACAAAUAGCUACACGCUGCAAUCGGCAAAACCAGUCCGGACUGGAGAGCGCCGUUGAUGCCUUUCAGAAAGCUGCAGGCACACUGAAUCACCUGAAGGAGACCUUCACACACACCCCCAGUUAUGACAUGAGCCCCGCCAUGCUGAGCGUGCUCACUAAGAUGAUGCUGGCGCAGGCACAGGAGUGUGUGUUCGAUAAGAUCGCGCUGCCUGGCAUCAAGAACGAGUACUUCUGUCUCUGCAGAAUGGCACAGGAAGCAGCCAAGGUGUGUGAUGUGUAUAGUCUGGUAUACCAGUCGAUGAUCCAGACUCCAGUUAAGGACCACGUCCCCUUCUUCUGGUCAGCCAUGGCACAAGUGAAGACGAACCACUACAGAGCUCUAGCACAUUACUUUGUGGCUACUGCACUGCUGGAUCAUGAGUUGUGUCCCAGUGACGAUGAGGACAAGCAGGAAAAAUCCUUGUCCCAGCUCUAUGACAGCAUGCCUGAUGGGAUGUCACCACUGAAAGUACUCAAGAGCAAGGAUGACCGCAAACUCUUAGGCAAGGCACACUUACGGAAAGCCAUCCUGGACCAUGAAGAGGCUUUGAGGAUACACAACUUGUGUAGACACGUGAAAAAGCUAGAUAUCCUGCACGAGAUACUGCAGGCCGGGCAUAAGCGAUCAUUAAACAAGUAUUCUGAAUUCAAUUCGGAGAAUGACUUUGUAGAUUUCAUUGAAGCACCUCACAUCAUUGCCAAAACAGAGCAAAAAGCUGAAAUGGCAGUACCUUCCUCAUCAAAGGUGAAAGUCACAGACUUUUUCCAAAAGCUGGGCCCCCUGACACUGUUCUCAGCUAAGCAGAGGUGGACGGCCCCUCGUGGCGUACACAUCACCCUGCAUGAGGGGGACCUCGGCUUCACACUGAAGGGAGUCGCACCGGUACAGAUCCAGUCCCUGGACCCGCUGAGCCCUGCUGCUAUAGAAGGAGUUAAGGAAGGAGACUACAUUGUUUCAAUUCAGGAUACAGACUGCAAGUGGCUGGGGGUGAGCGAAGUCAUGAAGAUAUUAAAGAGUGUUGGAGAUGAGGGCGUGGAUAUUCAAGUCAUCAGCCUCAUGGAAAACACAGUCUCUUCUAUGCCUAAUAAGAGCGCCACCUACUGUGGAGGACUAUCAAAGACAUACUCCAUGAUCUGCCUUGCCAUGGACGAUGACAAGGUCGGCAAAACGCAGAAAGUCGCCAAUAAGCUGUCCUUCCUGAGCUGGGGCAACAAGAACAAACAGAAGACCGCCAGCACUAUCAGCCUCCCCUCAGCAGUCGGGAAAACCUUACCCUCCAAAAAUAGUCUGUCAACAGCCUUCAGCAACAUGGACAGCUCUCUGUAUUAGUGGUUUGCAGAGUAUUGUAUUUGAACUAUAUUGAAUAAUAUUCCUUUUUCUUAAUGUAUUUUACAAAAAAAAAAAAAACAUUUUUAGAGCUGUAGCAAUGUCAGUACAGGUAUUAAGAUUGUUUUGUUUUAAAAGUGUUGCUUGUUAGUUUUAUAAUUCAUCUUCUUGUAUUACAAAUGGUAAACUGGAAAAGGAUGGCUGUGUUAAACUUGUACAGUUUACUUCAUAAUGAAUCACCAUUCUUUACUUUAGAAAAUAAAUUAAUCAAAAAUAAGAGAAUGUAAAAAUAUGAACUUUUUGAAACUUAUCCUGCUGCUGAUUGAAGGAUUUGUAUAUUGGUAACUUUCUAUUUGCUUGUCAGACACAAAAUAGAUUGUAUUUAUUUUAGUAAUACAAUAGGUUUCUUGUUAGUCAAUAGUACCCUCAGUAACAAUAUCAGAGAAAUGGUCGAACAGGCUUAGAAUAUGCACAGAAUGGUAAAGGGUUAGGGGCCCAAUUAACAAUACUAUAACCCACACUUUCUUUAAGAAUGCCAUGGGUUAAAAAAAAUACAUUUCACAAGCACAUUUUCAGAGAAAUAAAAGAUAUUUCAAUAAUCUAAAUAGUCUAACAGAACAACGUUUGUAUUACUUUAGUAUAAAUACAUGUUAAUUUGGAUUCAUAUGUUGUUUUUUUCUGACUUUAUGUGAACGAAG